UAUCGAAUCCUAAAGAGAGUAACAGAGCCUCUCUCUUCUCUCUCUCCCUGAGUAAUCAUAUAAAGUUUUUUCCAGAGAAGUCGCUCGAACUUCGGAAACGUGGAAUUUCUGUGAUGACACCUCCCCAUUCCUAACUACCAAGUCCUCCACUCUCUGUCGUACUCUGUGUCUCUCACUCGGAUCUGACGAACGCCUAAUAACAAGCACAGCACCAUAACCGUUCUCGGUUUCUCUCUUUUAGACUACACACUCCCAACUCAACAGAAUGUGGAGGCUUACCAUUUAAUCUUCUCUCGCUUUUCCUCUUUCGUUCCGUGUAUGUUUUUGUGUAUAGACGAACAGAAAUCAACAUAUUCACGCGCGCGCACACACAUACAUAGCUAUAGAUCGGCGCAUGCUCAUUGUAGCGUUGAGAAUUGAGAAGGCGUUUGGAGAUGGCGGGAAACGACUGGAUAAACAGCUACCUGGAGGCGAUCCUGGACGUCGGGCCGGGGCUCGACGACGCCAAGAAAUCGUCGCUGUUGCUCCGAGAGAGAGGUCAUUUCAGCCCCACCCGCUACUUUGUGGAGGAGGUUAUCACCGGCUUCGAUGAGACCGAUCUCCACCGCUCAUGGCUUCGAGCUGCGGCGACGAGGAGUCCGCAGGAGAGGAACACGAGAUUGGAGAACAUGUGCUGGCGGAUUUGGAAUUUGGUUCGCAAGAAGAAGCAGCUAGAGGGAGAGGAAGCUCAGCAUACAGCUAAACGCCGUCUCGAACGAGAAAGAGGCCGCAGAGAGGCAACAGCUGAUAUGUCAGAAGACUUGUCAGAGGGAGAAAAAGGAGAUGUGAUUGGUGAUAUUUCGACUCAUGUCGAUAGCACUAGAGGAAGAAUGCCCAGAAUCAGUUCUGUUGAUGUGAUGGAGAACUGGGCCAGCCAGCACAAGGAGAAGAAACUCUACAUUGUGUUAAUUAGCCUUCAUGGCCUGAUACGUGGUGAAAACAUGGAGCUUGGUCGUGAUUCUGAUACAGGGGGCCAGGUUAAGUACGUGGUAGAACUUGCCAGGGCCUUAGGUACGAUGCCAGGUGUUUAUCGGGUGGACUUGCUGACGAGACAAAUAUCUGCUCCGGAUGUAGACUGGAGUUAUGGAGAACCGACUGAAAUGCUGAAUACAAGAAGCUCUGAAAAUUCAAUGCAGGAGCUUGAGGAAAGUGGCGGGGCAUAUAUAAUCCGUAUACCGUUUGGCCCAAAAGAUAAAUAUAUUCCUAAAGAACUCCUUUGGCCCUACAUUCCUGAAUUUGUUGAUGGCGCACUCCGCCACAUUAUACAGAUGUCCAAAGUUCUGGGUGAGCAAAUUGGCAGUGGCCAACCUGCCUGGCCUGUUGCAAUCCAUGGACAUUAUGCAGAUGCAGGUGACUCUGCUGCUCUCUUGUCUGGAGCUUUAAAUGUACCUAUGCUUUUUACUGGCCAUUCACUAGGACGAGAUAAGCUUGAACAAAAUUUAAAGCAAGGACGGCAAUCAAGAGAAGAGAUAAAUGCGACAUACAAAAUAAUGCGGAGGAUCGAAGGUGAGGAGCUGUCUCUUGAUGCCUCUGAAAUUGUUAUAACCAGCACUAGACAGGAGAUUGAAGAGCAAUGGCGCCUGUACGAUGGUUUUGAUCCAAUACUAGAACGCAAAUUGAGAGCGAGGAUAAAAAGGGGUGUGAACUGUUAUGGCAGGUUUAUGCCUCGGAUGGUUGUGAUUCCUCCUGGAAUGGAAUUUCACCACAUUGUUCCACAUGAUGGUGAUAUGGACGGGGAUGUGGAAAGAAAUGAAGACCAUUCUGCUUCUUCUGACCCACCAAUUUGGUCUGAGAUUAUGCGUUUCUUUUCCAAUCCACGCAAGCCAAUGAUACUUGCCCUUGCCAGAGCAGACCCUAAAAAGAAUAUUACAACCUUAGUCAAAGCAUUUGGAGAAUGCCGCCCACUGAGGGAGCUUGCUAACCUUACAUUAAUAAUGGGAAAUCGUGACGAUAUUGAUGAAAUGUCUAGCACAAAUGCAUCUGUGCUUCUUUCAAUUCUUAAGCUGAUCGACAAAUAUGAUCUGUAUGGACAAGUGGCAUAUCCUAAACACCACAAGCAGUCUGAUGUUCCUAACAUCUAUCGUCUAGCAGCAAAAACAAAGGGUGUUUUCAUCAAUCCAGCCUUCAUUGAGCCAUUUGGCCUUACUUUAAUUGAGGCGGCAGCUUAUGGUUUGCCAAUUGUUGCAACCAAAAACGGGGGUCCAGUGGAUAUUCAUAGAGUACUUGACAAUGGUCUACUUGUUGAUCCAAGUGAUCAGCAAGCUAUUGCUGAUGCUCUUCUGAAGCUUGUUUCAGAAAAGCAACUUUGGGCAAGAUGCCGGCAGAAUGGACUGAAAAAUAUUCAUCUUUUUUCAUGGCCAGAGCAUUGUAAGACAUAUUUAUCUCGAAUAGCCAGUUGCAGACCAAGGCAGCCACAAUGGCAAAGAAGUGAUGCGGAAUUUGGAAAUUCAGAAUCAGAUUCACCUGGUGAUUCCUUGAGAGAUAUACAGGAUCUAUCUUUAAACUUGAAGCUUUCAUUGGAUGGGGAGAAAAAUGAUGGGGUUUCCACUCUUGAUAAUAUUUUAGACACUGAAGAGAAUGCUUCUGAUGGCAAGAGUAGACCUGAAAAUGCUGUUUUGGCAUUGUCUAAGGGUGUUAUAGGAGGUACACAAAAGGCUUCGUCAAUGGAGAAAGCAGACAACACCAGUAAAUUUCCAGCAUCGAGGAGGAGGAAGUAUAUUUUUGUAAUUGCCGUGGAUAGCAAUACAACCUCAGAUUUUCAUGAAAUUAUUGGAACAGUUGUUGAGGUGGCAGGGAAGGACUGGGGUGCAGGAUCCAUUGGGUUCAUAUUGUCAACAUCACUGACAAUAUCUGAAGUGCACUCUCUUUUGGUCUCAGGAGGCUUGAGCCCGUCAGAAUUUGAUGCUUUUAUCUGUAACAGUGGCAGUGAGCUCUACUAUCCAUCCUCUAACUCUGAGGACAGUCCUUCUGGUCUUCCCUUUUUGGUAGACUUGGAUUAUCGUUCACACACUGAAUACCGUUGGGGUGGAGAAGGUUUGAGGAAAACUUUGGUCCGUUGGGCUGCUUCUAUCAAUGAUGGAAAGGGAGGAGGAAAUAUUGUUGCAGAAGAUGAAGCAGGAUCUUCUAUGCAUUGUUAUGCUUUUAAAGUGAAAGACCUAUCAUUGAUCCCCCCGGUUAAGGAACUUCAAAAAUUGAUGAGAAUUCAGGCUCUUCGGUGCCAUGUUAUAUAUUGCCAAAAUGGUUCAAAGCUUAAUAUAAUCCCUGUGUUGGCUUCUAGAUCCCAAGCCCUGAGGUAUCUGUUUGUCCGCUGGGGCAUGGACCUAUCAAAUACUGUGGUCUUUGUGGGAGAAUGCGGAGACACGGAUUAUGAAGGAUUGCUCGGUGGUGUCCAUAAAACUGUGAUACUGAAGGGAGCCGGUACAAGUGCUCGUGACCUUCAUGCUAACAGAAGUUAUCCUCUAGAACACGUUGUGCCAUUUGAUAGUCCCAAUAUUGUUCAAGCCGAGGGAUGCAACCGCAACGACAUCAGAGUCUCGUUGCAAAAACUAGGGGUUCGUACGGGGUAGAAGUAGAACCCAUCAUUUGGCACUGAAAUGUUUGGUCUGUCAUAUCAAUGGUCGGGCCGGGCCUUCUUUAUAUCAUCAGCUUCGAACACUACACUCGCCUAAAAAUAAUCUCAAUUUUUACUUCUUUCAAAAGGAGUCUACUCUGUCUUUCUAAAACGACCACCCUUCUUCGGUACCGUUGCCCUUCAAAUUUCCUUCUUGCCUAGCUUUGGUACCAAUUGGGGUCAUAUAUUAAUAAGCAUCUGCUGGCAGCAUGAUCCUGGUUUUUUUUAUUCAUAAUUCUGCUUUUCGGCUUCCCCCGUCGAAGUUCUGCUUAUCAUAUAAGUUGCACAAGGACAAAGGUGGGCUUUGUUCGGUUUGUCUGCUGUAGUUAAAUUCUCCUUUCUUGUUUUGUUAUACGCCAGCGGAGCAUAAAACACGGAUUACGGGUAUACAAAAGUUUUGGUGUCUUUUUUUUUUUUUAACGAAUAAUUUCUCUUCGCAUCUGAGUGAUUACCUUUUAUGUAUGUCUUGAACGUGAAUGUGAUCCAAGUGCUUUGGUAUGUCUUUUUCCUUUUUCUUUUUUUUGUAAUUUGUUCUGAGUAAAGGAUUCCGUGGCUAAUAUCCGCGGUACUAACGGUGACCGGGGAAAUGAGAGGCUAUUUGGACACUUCGUACGACGAUGUAACGUCUAGUCUUUAUUUAUGUUAAUGAUUAUUGGUAUG
Molecule: messenger RNA, 4309 nt
Organism: Juglans regia (Persian walnut)
Lineage: Eukaryota; Viridiplantae; Streptophyta; Magnoliopsida; Fagales; Juglandaceae
Product: probable sucrose-phosphate synthase 1
Exons: 13
Coding region: 435-3605 (1056 amino acids)
Biological process (GO): sucrose metabolic process
Molecular function (GO): sucrose-phosphate synthase activity; sucrose synthase activity
Source: RefSeq, a predicted model, not a curated record